AUGCUUCUCGGUGGCAUCAUUAGUCUUCUCACUGCUCUUCGAUGGGGCGGCACAAAGUACCCCUGGUCCAACGGUCGCAUUAUCGCACUCUUUGUUGUUACCGGCGUCUGCCUCAUCGCUUUUGUCGUGAUUCAGAUUCUGUUUCCAAACCAUGCAACUGUCCCGCCGCACAUCUUUACUCAACGCAGUAUCGCAGCCUCAUCCUUUUCCAUGUUUUGCACCGGGGCUACUAUGAUGACAACGCUGUACUACCUUCCCAUCUGGUUCCAAGCUAUCAAGGGCGUCAGCGCAGUUCAGUCAGGUAUUCGCCUUCUGCCUACUGUCGUGGCUCAAGUGAUUGCGUCAUUCGUCAGCGCUGGCGGUGUACAAACUAUUGGGCAGUACAUGCCCUUCAUGCUUGUCGGCAAUGCCAUUAUGUGUGUCGGUACAGGGCUUCUCACUUUACUCAAAGUUCAUACGAGCAGUGGAGAGUGGAUUGGCUACCAGAUACCAUAUGGCUUCGGCUUAGGUAUCACUCUUCAAAUCCCUCUGAUUGCAUCACAGACUGUACUGCCCUUGGAAGACGUACCAACAGGUACUUCAGUCCUGAUCUUCUGUCAACUACUGGGAGGUGCCAUCUUUGUCAGCGUUGGACAGAACCUCUUCACAAAUGAACUGGUGAAAAGGAUCAGUGCCAUUCCUGGCGUUGAUGUAUUCAAUCUUCAACAAGAGGGAGCUACCAGAAUUCUGGAUGGCCUGAGUGAAACAACAAAACGUCUUGUUCUUGUAGCUUACAACGCUUCUUUACGGCAAGCUUUCCUUUGUGGACUCAUUCUCUCUUGUAUUGGCUAUCUAGGCGCUGUUUGUAUGGAGUGGAGGAGCAUCAAGCAGAACAAGCCCAAAGAAGAAGCACCGGGGACUAAGAGCAUAGAGACCAAGGAGACAACAGGGGGCCCAAUUGCCGAGAAUGCGAACACGAAUGGCAACAGUAGAACAUAA
Fusarium verticillioides 7600 is the source of this 978-nucleotide messenger RNA. RefSeq lists its product as hypothetical. Lineage: Eukaryota; Fungi; Ascomycota; Sordariomycetes; Hypocreales; Nectriaceae. The record is from RefSeq and is a predicted model, not a curated record. The transcript has a single exon. Gene Ontology annotation, molecular function: transmembrane transporter activity. Gene Ontology annotation, biological process: transmembrane transport. Bases 1 to 978 code for a protein of 325 amino acids.